Messenger RNA from Colletotrichum godetiae, 1116 nucleotides. Its product is annotated as galactosyl transferase GMA12/MNN10 family-domain-containing protein. Gene Ontology annotation, biological process: protein N-linked glycosylation. NCBI's taxonomy places the organism in Eukaryota, Fungi, Ascomycota, Sordariomycetes, Glomerellales, Glomerellaceae. Gene Ontology annotation, molecular function: glycosyltransferase activity. The coding region runs from base 1 to 1116 and encodes 371 amino acids. The transcript has a single exon. The record is from RefSeq and is a predicted model, not a curated record. Gene Ontology annotation, cellular component: Golgi membrane.
AUGCGAUCCUUCCUCGCCAUGUAUCAACCGAAAAUUCUUUCUUUCGUAUUAUCACCCAUUUUCAUCAAGACUCUUCUAGCCACCGUCAUUAUUCUAACUUCUAUUCGUACAAUAUUUCUUUACUAUGAAGUCUCUAUAACCACGGCCCUCGAACACGCCGCCGCAGCCUCCCCUAUUCGGCCUCAAACAGGGACCAAAUGUCUACCGCAACUGUCUCCUGACCUUUCAGAAACCCUUCGACUUCUGCAGUCAUCAUGUCGAUCUUCCCUCCCCGACCCGAAAUUCCACAUCCGGAUCACCACCGUGACGGCGCAAUUUGGCAACAUUCGAGAACACUACCAGAACGCCCUACAGUCUCACAUCCUUCAUACCACACUCCACGGCAACGGGAUCGGAGUCAUGUGUACACCUAUCGUUGACGACUUGUGGAACAAGCCUGCAUACAUACUGUCUCUGUUACUCGAUGAGAUGCUUAAACCGCUAGAAGAGCGGGCAGAAUGGCUGUUCUGGGUCGACCGCGACACCAUAAUCCUUGACCAAUGCCGACCGAUAUCGAGCUUCCUUCCACCCCGAAUCCUCAAUCGAGUUGCCGAAAGCAAGACGGCCUACGGGUCAACUCCGAAAGAAGAAGACGUACACCUCAUAGCGGCGGACGACUGGAACGGCCUUAACAACGGGGUCUUCCUUCUCCGCGUCGGUCAAUGGGCCAUCGAGCUCUUCAGCGCCAUCAUGGCCUUUCGGCACUUCAGACCUGGCACAGAACUCCGCUUCACCGAGCAGAGCGCCAUGGAGAUACUAAUAAAGGAGAGGAGAUUCAAGAAGGGGGUACGAAUGGUACCUCAGACCUGGUUCAACUCGUAUCCUGGCAGCCUCAAGGCUUCCACGUAUCUUGAGGGCAACGACGAAAAGGGGCUCUCGGAUUGGCAGACAAGACGUGGCGACUUUUUGAUACAUUUUGCUGGGUUCGGCGAGGAUGAUCGAGCGAAGAGUAUGAAUAGCUGGUUGUACAUGCUGGGGAAGACACAAUUUACCCUGGAAGAUGGGAGGGUGCAGAGAGAUGCUACACCGGGCAUCGAAGCAUACUGGAAAGAACUAGAACCGGUAGAGACGAAAUGA